AUAUUGAGUAUAUGUGAAGCGGUGAAGGAGGAGAAGAAGAAGAGGAGGAAAACAAAGAAGCGGAGAAGCAAGCAAUGGAUUUCACUUCUUUGGAGUCAUCGUUGAUUGAAUUCAGAGCCCAUGCGAAUUCCUUCUUAUCACAAUACGAGCCUCUGGUUCUUGUUCUUGCUCCAUUCCUCACUCUCUUCGUCGCUCGGAUUAUUCGCUCAUUUGUCGUUUCUCUUCACGAUAAGGGGCUGAAAACAAUCCUGUUAGGGUUCUUCUUCACUGCGAUCAAGUUGGUGCCUGGAGUCAAGCGUUACAUAGAUGCGGAGAAACAGAAGGUUGUGGACAAGUUGCAAGCUGGCAGUAAAUCUAAAAGAGAAGGUUGGAGGACAGAGUUGCCAAUCACAGGUUUAGGGAUUGGAGUCAUAGAGAAAUUAAAAGAUGAGAAAAGAAAUGAUGUGGUUUGGCAAGGGAAAUGUUCUGGUACAGUCUACAUAGGAGGAAGUGAAUCUGAAGGACAUUUCUCUUUGAUAAAUGAGGCAUGUUCAAUGUUUGCACAUACGAAUCCACUGCAUUUGGAUGUAUUCCCAAGUGUAACACGGCUUGAGUCAGAAGUUGUUUCCAUGACUGCCGCACUACUUGGCAGUAAAGAAAAGGCUUCUGGAGGACAAGUCUGUGGAAACAUGACAUCAGGAGGAACAGAAAGUAUACUGUUAGCUGUAAAAUCGUCACGUGAUUAUAUGAACACUAAGAAAGGGAUUACACAGCCUGAAAUGAUUAUACCUGAAUCUGCACAUUCAGCUUAUGACAAGGCAGCCCAAUAUUUUAACAUCAAGCUCUGGCGUGUUCCUGUAAAUAAAGAAUUUCAAGCAGAUGUCAAAGCAAUCAGACGACGGAUCAACCGGAACACCAUUUUGAUUGUUGGAUCUGCGCCUGGGUUCCCUCAUGGCAUCAUUGAUCCUAUUGAGGAACUUGGUGAGUUGGCUUUUAGUUCUGGAAUUUGUCUCCAUGUUGAUCUUUGUCUUGGUGGCUUUGUACUACCAUUUGCACGUAAACUUGGGUUUCCAAUCCCUCCUAUUGAUUUUUCUGUCAAAGGAGUAACCUCAAUAUCAGUUGAUGUGCAUAAGUACGGUUUGGCUCCAAAAGGAACAAGUGUAGUUCUAUACAGGAAUCAUGACAUACGAAAGCAUCAAUUUGUUGCUGUGACGGAGUGGUCAGGUGGGCUGUAUGUAUCUCCUACCAUGGCAGGAAGCAGGCCUGGAAGUUUGAUUGCUGGGGCUUGGGCAGCAAUGAUAUCCUUAGGAGAAGAAGGAUACUUGGAGAAUACAAAAGCAAUAAUGGAAGUAUCAAAGAAAAUAGAAAAAGGAAUAAAGGACAUUCCAGAGUUACAUGUCAUUGGGAAGCCAGACAUGACAAUCGUGGCAUUUGGAUCCAACACUAUUGACAUUUUUGAAGUUAAUGAUAUAUUGUCAUCCAAAGGUUGGCAUUUGAAUGCAUUGCAAAGACCCAACAGCAUUCAUAUCUGUGUUACUCUUCAACAUGUACCAGUUAUUGAGGGCUUCCUCCGGGACUUGGAAGAAUCUGUGCAAAAGGUGAAAGAAAAUCCAGGUCCUUUAAAUGGAGGCCUAGCACCCAUAUAUGGUGCUGCAGGGAGGAUGCCAGAUAGGGGUAUGGUUUCGGAAUUGUUGGUAAAUUACAUGGAUGGUACAUGCUAGUUGCGUUCUUUCUUCUCUGAAUGCUCUUUUUUUUUUUUUUUUCCCUCAAGUGUGAGAAUUCUUUGGGUAAGUUAUACCCUGAAAUAAUUCAUAAUCUUGCUGUUUCACAUAAAAUCCUUCAAUUUAUGUGGAUGGUGUAUAAACAUUGGAAACUUCUCAAGUUUUAAUGUGCAGCUGAUUCAAACUGCUA
Tripterygium wilfordii is the source of this 1890-nucleotide messenger RNA. Its product is annotated as sphingosine-1-phosphate lyase. The transcript is spliced from 15 exons. The coding region runs from base 75 to 1700 and encodes 541 amino acids. Gene Ontology annotation, cellular component: endoplasmic reticulum. NCBI's taxonomy places the organism in Eukaryota, Viridiplantae, Streptophyta, Magnoliopsida, Celastrales, Celastraceae. The record is from RefSeq and is a predicted model, not a curated record. Gene Ontology annotation, molecular function: sphinganine-1-phosphate aldolase activity; pyridoxal phosphate binding. Gene Ontology annotation, biological process: carboxylic acid metabolic process; sphingolipid catabolic process.